Molecule: messenger RNA, 993 nt
Organism: Linum tenue
Lineage: Eukaryota; Viridiplantae; Streptophyta; Magnoliopsida; Malpighiales; Linaceae
Source: the annotation of a GenBank genome assembly
AUGAACUCAAGAAUUCCCAUGGUAUCCCCAAAUGGGAAUCUGGGCACCCACCCUUUCCAGGAGCUACCUCACUCAAAGGUUGACGGUCAGACCAACGAACAUGGUAGCUGGUUUUAUGGGUCCCCACAUUUCAGAGAGGCCUUUAUGCCUGAUCUCGACUCUGCUCUUCUGAAGGGGAGUCUCUAUUCUGCACCGAAUCCAGUUAUCAAUCCCAUUACAGAAUCUGCCACCGGUGGUCAGAAGAGAUUCCUUGUCUUUGAUCAGUCUGGUGAUCAAACAACUCUCAUCUUCAGCUCGGACGUUGCGCCACCUGCCCCGUGCCUUACUUCUUGGAGUCCAAAGCCAAUUGUUGCAGCUUCCAAGUUCAAUAAUGCACAGCAUGUAUCCAAGGAACCUCUAAAUCUCCAGUUGAAUCAGACAUCAACUGAAAAUGAUCAUGGCCGGACUGGUUUCGAGAGUGAGAUGCAGGAGGACACAGAAGAACUGAAUGCCUUGCUUUACUCUGAUGAUUACACCGAUUGCACAGAUGAUGACGAUGAAGUUACCAGCACAGAUCAUUCGCCCAGUACAAUGACAGCUCACAAUAAGCCAGGGGGUUUAUCAAAUAGCAGCAAAACAGAAGAGGUUGCCAGUUCUGAUGGUUGGACUAGGAAGAAAAGGAAGCGGUUUGAUGGAGUUCAUAGCGACGACAUGCCAUCACUUGUGGACACUGCCAGUUCUGUGAAGGUCGAAAGCAAAGUAUCCGAGUAUGAAGAUGAUGCGGAAUCCAAGUGCUGUGGUGGGUUCAAUGCAGCAUCAAGUGAAAACCUGGGCUCUGAAUUCGACAGUAAGAGGAUGACGAAAAAGAGAAUACGCGAGACAGUGAGCAUUUUGCAGAAUUUAAUUCCGGAUGGGGAGGGCAAGGAUGCAGUUGCAGUUCUAGACGAGGCCAUCCAUUACUUAAAAUCGCUGAAGGUGAAAGCAAAAGCCUUGGGUCUUACUGCUAUCCGGUGA